UGGAAAUUUGAGUGUCCAAUGAUCAUUCAUAUCGAAUCAUUGUUCGGAUACACAUUGGACAUUUAGAGUGAUCAUCAUCAUCAUCAUCAUUAUCAAAAAAAAUCGCACAACGAUUAUUCUUGACCAUUUGUUCAUUACAAUCAAUCAUAAGCUCAAAAAUGAAACGAAACGUUUCAGCCACAAUGGUUGCUACCAAUAGAUUUGAACAACAAUUACACCAUCAUCAACAGUCACAUGAACAAAUGAAAUUGUUUCAAUGUUCCGGCAAUGAUGUUCAUCAUCCUCAUCACCAUCAUCGUCGUUCACACGAGCAUCAUACAUCGAUCGGCAUGGUCGAUUCGGCAGUUGCAGCAACUAUGGCACCACAAUUACCACCACACCCACCAUCCUCAACAACAUCAACAAGUUCGGUCAACAAGCGAAACAAAUCAGCAUCAUCAACCAAUUCUUCAUCGACCAAAGAAAGCCAUUCUGGCGGAGAUAAUGCGACUGCAUCAUUACGAAGAUAUCGAACGGCAUUCACCCGUGAACAACUCACCUUACUUGAAAAAGAAUUCAUACGCGAGAAUUAUGUGUCCAGACAUCGACGGUGUGAACUGGCGGCAGCGCUUGAUCUACCCGAAAGUACAAUCAAGGUCUGGUUUCAGAAUCGAAGAAUGAAAGACAAACGUCAAAGAAUGGCAUUGACUUGGCCGUAUGCCAAUCCUCAUCUCGCUGUAUAUAUGUUCGCAGCAGCAGCAACAGCCGCUUCGUAUGGCCAACCAGCAGCUAUGUAUUGGAAUCGUGCUGCUGCUGCUGCGGCAGCUGCUGCUACUGCACCACAAUCACCAUACAAUAGCCAUCAUGAUGAACAUCAACUACCAACUUCGGCCAAUCAUCAUCAUCAUCAUGAGCAAACAUCGGACGUUGAUCAAACAACCGGAAAAGUAAACCAACCAGGAGGAUAUCAUCCAUUAAUGAUUGGAGCACCGGCCGCUGGUGAAACAGUAUCACCAUUCAUGAUGAUGACCAAUGGUAUGGCCACUACUUGUCCCAUAAUUGGUAACUCAUCGGUGGAAUCAACGAAAGUGAAUUCACCUACGACUACAAUGAUCGCUACUAUGGAUCAAAUGGUUCGUCAUAAUGGUGCAUGCUGUACAUCGCCAUCAUUACCAUUGGUAUGUCUAGAUGUAAACAGUUCAUCCAUACAUUCUCCAACGACAACGACAUCAUCUUCCUCCUCGCCGUCGACAAUGGCUAUUGCUCAUUCACCAUCUAUGUCAAAAUUCAAACAGGAGCAAAUGAUACACAACAAUAACGGAAUUAUGAUGAUACCAACAUCAACGGCAGUAGAAAUGAAUCGUAAAAAAUUAUUUCAACCAUACAAAAACGAUCUAGAAAAAUAAUUAUUGUUUCAUUUAUAAUUUAUCAUCAUCAAGAAGAAAAGAGGAGGCCAUCUAGUCCGAUCAUUGGCUCCAUUCACUUAUAGAUACGUAGCAUUCUACCAUUGUACAUCUAUAACAGCAUCUAAUUAUUUAGCCAUUCAAUGCAUAUUUUUUUUGAUUAUUUUUUCCUGUCUGAUUCUCUUCUACUUAUUUUCUUGGAACAAGAACAGUGAAUACUUGAAUUACUCAUUAAAAUCAACUUAUUGCACAUCAUACACAAUGUAUACUGACACACACACACACACACACCAGCAAAAAUAUUUCAAUAUAGAAAUUUAAACAAUUAUUUUAAAACAAUACAAUACAAUACAAUAGAGAAAUGAUGUUGACAAAAAUCAUGUAAAGAUUAAAUACGGAUAAGGUGAUGGUUUCAAUUGCGAAGAAAAAUU
Dermatophagoides farinae (American house dust mite) is the source of this 1813-nucleotide messenger RNA. It is a transcript of the gene eve, whose product is annotated as homeobox protein even-skipped. Gene Ontology annotation, biological process: regulation of transcription by RNA polymerase II. The record is from RefSeq and is a predicted model, not a curated record. Lineage: Eukaryota; Metazoa; Arthropoda; Arachnida; Sarcoptiformes; Pyroglyphidae. Gene Ontology annotation, molecular function: RNA polymerase II cis-regulatory region sequence-specific DNA binding; DNA-binding transcription factor activity, RNA polymerase II-specific. Gene Ontology annotation, cellular component: nucleus.